Mus pahari (shrew mouse) is the source of this 2801-nucleotide messenger RNA. It is a transcript of the gene Araf, whose product is annotated as A-Raf proto-oncogene, serine/threonine kinase. Gene Ontology annotation, cellular component: mitochondrion; cytosol. The transcript has 16 exons. NCBI's taxonomy places the organism in Eukaryota, Metazoa, Chordata, Mammalia, Rodentia, Muridae. The record is from RefSeq and is a predicted model, not a curated record. Bases 582 to 2396 code for a protein of 604 amino acids. Gene Ontology annotation, biological process: signal transduction; protein phosphorylation. Gene Ontology annotation, molecular function: ATP binding; protein kinase activity.
AGGGUUCGGGUUUUGGAGCGGCUGCGGGACCCGGGUAUGAAGUCCGGACCAAAAGCUCAGCUCCAAGAUGCUUCCGUCUGAAUCUCAGCGUUCUCCCGCCCGGAACCAAAGGAGUGGUUUGACCCGGGCGAGACCGUCGUCAUCGACCGUGGGAGUGGAUGGAGGAGUCGGCCUGCAGGCUGCAGUGGUGGUUUCGCUUGCUGCGCGUGGCAGUGCACCUGCACAGAGCUUGAAGCCCUUGGGGAGGGCGGGACCGAGCCAAAUUGGGUCUGGGGUCUGGGGCUUGGGGGCGAAAUUCCAAGGUGAAUUCUUAAACCCCUUAAAAUGUCUAAUGACGUUUCCUCAAGAUGUCCAGGAGAUGCAGCUCUCUCCCAUGGUUCCUUGUUGCCCUUAAUAUUCUACGCCACCUAGGAAAAUGUCUGAUGAUUACCCCAUUAUCCCUAGUUCACCCUAAUCUCUUUCCAUGAUUUCACAGUGCGUUUACACCAGUAAUCUGUUUGUGACCCCUCAGUAGUUAUCAGGAAGCCUAUGGCAGCUGCCCAGUCCUACCUCAGCCCAUCUUGAAAACAAUCUUAGGCAACAUGGAACCACCACGAGGCCCUCCUGUUAGUGGGGCUGAGCCAUCUCGGGCAGUUGGCACUGUCAAAGUGUACCUGCCUAACAAGCAACGCACAGUGGUGACUGUCCGGGAAGGCAUGAGUGUCUAUGACUCUUUGGACAAGGCCCUGAAGGUGCGGGGUCUCAAUCAGGACUGCUGCGUGGUGUACAGACUCAUCAAAGGAAGAAAGACAGUCACUGCCUGGGACACAGCCAUUGCGCCUCUGGAUGGUGAGGAGCUCAUUGUGGAGGUCCUUGAAGAUGUGCCACUGACCAUGCACAAUUUUGUACGGAAGACAUUCUUCAGCCUGGCCUUCUGUGACUUCUGCCUUAAGUUUCUGUUCCAUGGAUUCCGCUGCCAGACCUGUGGCUACAAGUUCCACCAGCAUUGUUCCUCCAAGGUCCCCACCGUCUGCGUUGACAUGAGUACCAACCGCCGACAGUUCUACCACAGCAUCCAGGAUUUGUCUGGAGGCUCCAGGCAGCAGGAGGCUCCCUCAAAUCUCUCUGUGAAUGAGCUGCUAACCCCCCAGGGUCCCAGCCCCUUUGCCCAGCAACGUGACCAGGAGCACUUCUCAUUCCCUGCCCCUGCCAAUCCCCCACUGCAGCGCAUCCGCUCCACAUCUACUCCUAACGUCCACAUGGUCAGCACCACAGCUCCCAUGGACUCCAGCCUCAUGCAGUUUACUGCUCAGAGCUUCAGCACCGAUGCUGCUGGUAGAGGUGGUGAUGGAGCCCCUCGGGGUAGCCCUAGCCCAGCUAGUGUGACUUCAGGGAGGAAGUCCCCACAUUCCAAGUUACCUUCAGAACAGCGGGAGCGGAAGUCCUUGGCAGAUGAAAAGAAAAAAUUGAAGAACCUGGGGUACCGGGACUCAGGCUAUUACUGGGAGGUGCCACCCAGUGAGGUACAGCUGUUGAAGAGGAUCGGGACAGGCUCUUUUGGCACUGUGUUUCGGGGGCGUUGGCAUGGCGAUGUAGCUGUGAAAGUGCUCAAGGUGGCCCAACCUACCGCUGAGCAGGCCCAGGCCUUCAAGAAUGAGAUGCAGGUGCUCAGGAAGACACGACAUGUCAACAUUUUGCUGUUCAUGGGUUUCAUGACUCGGCCGGGGUUUGCCAUCAUCACACAGUGGUGUGAGGGUUCCAGCCUCUACCACCACCUACAUGUGGCUGACACACGCUUUGAUAUGGUCCAGCUCAUUGAUGUGGCCCGGCAGACUGCCCAGGGCAUGGACUACCUCCACGCCAAGAACAUCAUUCACCGAGACCUAAAGUCCAACAAUAUCUUCCUACAUGAGGGGCUCACAGUCAAGAUUGGUGACUUCGGCCUGGCCACAGUGAAGACACGGUGGAGUGGGGCACAGCCCUUAGAGCAGCCCUCAGGGUCUGUGCUAUGGAUGGCAGCUGAGGUGAUCCGUAUGCAGGACCCGAACCCCUACAGCUUCCAGUCGGAUGUCUAUGCCUAUGGUGUUGUGCUCUAUGAGCUUAUGACCGGCUCACUGCCCUACAGCCACAUUGGCAGCCGUGACCAGAUCAUCUUUAUGGUGGGCCGUGGCUAUCUGUCUCCGGACCUCAGCAAAAUCUUCAGUAAUUGCCCCAAAGCCAUGAGGCGCCUGCUGACUGACUGCCUCAAGUUCCAGCGGGAGGAGCGGCCCCUAUUUCCCCAGAUUCUGGCCACGAUCGAGCUACUGCAGCGGUCACUCCCCAAGAUUGAGCGGAGUGCUUCUGAACCCUCCUUGCACCGCACCCAGGCUGAUGAGUUGCCUGCUUGUCUUCUCAGCGCAGCCCGUCUUGUGCCUUAGACCUCACUCCCAGCCCACCAGGGAGACAAUUUCAGCGUACCAUGCCAAGGCACACCUACCUACCAGCCAAUCACUGUUUUGUUUCUGCCUUGAUACUGCCUCAGGAUUCCCUAUCCCAGACCCUGGGAAAUUUGGGGGACCCCAAAAACUGAGGUCUCCUGCUUUCUCCAUAAUUUGGUCUCCUCUUGGCUUUGGGGAUAGUUCUAAUUUGGAGAGCUGUUUUAUCUCCAAUGGCUGUGAUUCAGUGCAAGGAUUCCACUCAGAACCCUUUCUAAAGUUUUUGCCUGAUGUGUCUUCACUGGAUUUUGGGGUUCCCAGCACCCCAUGUAGAUUUGGGGGUUUCUCUUUGUCUCCCCCACUAUUCAAGGACUCUCCUCUUUAUCAAGAAGCACAGAAUUCUGCUGG